Molecule: messenger RNA, 2340 nt
Organism: Trifolium pratense (red clover)
Lineage: Eukaryota; Viridiplantae; Streptophyta; Magnoliopsida; Fabales; Fabaceae
Product: 4-alpha-glucanotransferase, chloroplastic/amyloplastic-like
Exons: 16
Coding region: 248-1957 (569 amino acids)
Biological process (GO): carbohydrate metabolic process
Molecular function (GO): 4-alpha-glucanotransferase activity
Source: RefSeq, a predicted model, not a curated record
GCGGAAUUUUUUGAGUUUACCUAAACCAAAAGAAUGAUCAUUGGUGUGUCAUUCCCGCGAUGAAUCAUCAUCAUCAUCAUCAUAAUAGAAAGUGAGAAAACAGGGGGUAGUUUAUUGUCUUGGAUCAAAAACACUUCACGUACUUAUCAUCAGCUAGCUAGCUCUCUCUCUCUCUCUCUCUCUAGUCACGUGUUUCCUUCCUCCAGCUAAAAACAGUCGCACAGAAAAAUUGUAGACCGAGAAAGAAAUGGCUAUGACUCUGAGUCUCAGCAUCACAACAGUAUCUUCCCCACGGUGGACCUCAUCAUCCAUUCUCAAAUUCAAACCCAAUUCAUCACCACUUUCAUUCCCUCGUGCUUCUUCUUUUUCUACCACUUCCUUAACUCAACUCACCGUCGGUGAAGAUUUACCGCCAAAUUACGGUGAUUGGCUUCCCAAACCCCAACUUCACCUUCGUAGAAGAGCUGGCAUUCUACUCCAUCCGACGUCGUUUCAAGGCCCCUACGGAAUCGGCGAUCUCGGAAAUGAGACCUUUCGUUUCAUUGACUGGCUCCAUCAAACCGGUUGCUCCCUUUGGCAGGUUCUUCCUCUUGUGCCACCUGGUAGAAAGGCUAAUGAAGAGGGAUCUCCUUACUCAGGCCAGGAUGCGAAUUGUGGCAACACACUUUUGAUUUCUCUUGAAGAGCUUGUUGAGGAUGGAUUGUUGGAAAAACACGAGCUUCCCAAACCAAUUGAUGCAGAGCGCGUGAAUUUUUCGGUUGUUGCUGAUCUUAAGGAUCCUUUGAUAACUAAGGCUGCAGAGAGGCUCAUUUCAAGCAAAGGGGAGCUCAAAACGCAGCUUGAGAAUUUUCGUAGGGAUCCUAGCAUAUCAAGCUGGCUUGAAGAUGCAGCUUACUUUGCUGCUAUUGACGACAGUUUGAACACACUCAGCUGGUAUGAUUGGCCUGAACCUUUAAAAAACCGCCAUAUUGUAGCUCUAGAAGAUAUUUAUGAACAAAAGCGAGAUUUUAUAAAUGUAUUUAUUGCCCAACAGUUCUUGUUUCAAAGGCAAUGGCAGAAAGUUCGUAACUAUGCGCAGAGUAAGGGAAUCAGAAUAAUGGGAGACAUGCCCAUUUACGUUGGUUAUCAUAGUGCAGAUGUUUGGGCAAAUAAGAACCAAUUUGCACUGAACAGGAAAGGCUUUCCUCUUUUAGUGAGUGGCGUUCCUCCUGAUGCAUUCAGUGAAACUGGUCAGCUGUGGGGAAGCCCCCUGUAUGAUUGGAAAGCCAUGGAAAAAGAAGGAUACUCAUGGUGGAUACGCCGCAUACGACGUGCACAAGAUAUAUAUGACGAAUUUAGGCUUGACCAUUUUAGAGGAUUGGCUGGAUUUUGGGCUGUUCCCUCUGAAGCAAAAGUAGCUAUGGGUGGAAAGUGGAAGGUAGGACCUGGCACAUCCUUCUUUGAUGCCAUUUCUAGAGCUGUUGGGAGCAUUAAUAUCACAGCAGAAGACUUGGGAGUUAUCACUGAGGAUGUAGUGCAACUAAGAAAAUCCAUUGGAGCCCCUGGAAUGGCUGUCCUCCAGUUUGGGUUUGGAGGUGGUGCUGAUAACCCUCAUUUGCCGCAUAAUCACGAGUGCAAUCAAGUUGUCUAUACAGGGACUCAUGACAAUGACACGAUUCAGGGUUGGUGGGAAGCUUUAACCAAAGAAGAGAAAUCCCAUGUAUUGAGUUAUAUUUCAUUAACCAGAGAAGAUGAUAUUCCGUGGGCACUAAUCCAGACAGCUCUGGCCUCUGUUGCUCAAACAGCAAUAAUACCUAUGCAAGAUGUUCUUGGACUCGGGAGUUCUGCCAGGAUGAAUAUUCCUGCAACUCAGUUUGGAAACUGGGGAUGGAGGGUUCCAAGUUCUGUGAGCUUUGACAGGUUAGAGAGAGAGGCAACCAGACUUAAAGAGUUGCUUUCAAUGUAUGGUCGGCUUUGAAAUAUGAAAUCCCUUUCUGAGUGUAAAGCAGAAAGGUUUCCCUUGCAACGGCAGCUCAAGUGGAAAAUGCCAAGCCUGCAGUCUUUAUUCACAAGUCCCUCGAGUGGGCACAAUCUUGAUAAAAGCUAGGUGCCUUGUGUUGUUCAAGAAAUUUAAUAAAGUUGGAUGCUUUUGUGAUUUCUAAUGAUAUCGCAAAUACUUAAGGCAUUCUUGUAUAUGUAACCCCCGGUAUUCUGAUAGUUCACCUGAACCAUUUUGGUGAUAUAAAGAAGCAAUUCUGUCAUGCUCAAAAAUGAAUUUGUAAGGAUUUGUAUCAUGGUAUGACUAGUUCAGAGAGAAUGCAUGGAUCAAUAUCCCAAAUAAUAAUUGUAUGAAUUCAAUAA